Molecule: messenger RNA, 400 nt
Organism: Linum tenue
Lineage: Eukaryota; Viridiplantae; Streptophyta; Magnoliopsida; Malpighiales; Linaceae
Source: the annotation of a GenBank genome assembly
UCUCCUCCCUCCAAAACACACCAACCCCCAAGCCCAGAUUCAUCCACCAAAAAAUCGUGGAGAAGAAGAAUCGACUUCGUUACCCUUAUCUCCGUCUUCCCACCUUCAUCUCCUCUUCUAUUGGGUGGAACCGUUGGAGAAGAAACGGGAGGAAGGGAUUUCCGUAUUUUGAUUCGACGGAGAGGAAGAUGGGAUCUCGGAAAUCCAAAGGCAAUGGCGGUUAUCGAUUCAGAUUCAAGCUCUGACUCUGCCAUAGCUAGAUUCAAUUCCGGCGACAUUCCAGCUCUGGACAUGGGCUAUUCGAUUUGGGGGUUCUAAGACGUCGCUUCCGUGCACUGCGUCUCACAUAUGGACGAUAGAUAGAUGAGAGGAGAAGGAAGGGUUUUGUUUUUCUUUUUUU